CCAAAUCUUACUCAAAUUGUGAUAAAAUACAUUUCUGGAAAAAACAAAGUAGUACAGUACUUUUCUAUCAAUGAGGCAUUGCUAAGGACAAACUACAACCUUAAAGACAGCUCACAACUGGAAAUCCAACAAAGAACUUAUGACUCUGUUCAUGCAAUUGACACCUCAUUCGUUAAACUUUUUGUCUAUAUUUCCUUUUUCUCACAUCAACUGUGUGGAACUUCAAGAAUGGUAACUAAUUUUUUUUAACCAAUAACCAUGAUUCUUGAAUGAAUUAAUGCUACUUGUUACUAUUUAAAAGCUCCAAACUUAAAGUACAUACACUUUGACAAAAAUCAGAAACUUACCCUUUUGAUUUCACACACUUAUUCUUCACUUGUGCAUUCUUUUCCCCAACCACAAGCUUAUGACCUUGUUCAAAGAGGGUGAAGCUGAGUAGGUUAACAGCCAAUGGGCUUCCCAUCAUUCUUGAUAAUCUUUCUGGCACUGUGUCCUGCAUUUCUGGCACAAAUAAUUGAAGAUACAACAUUUGUGAUUGAUGGAACUGUAAAAAUUGCUGAGACAGAUGAUAAUUAUGUUUGCGCUACCCUUGACUGGUGGCCUAAAGAAAAAUGCAACUACAACGAUUGCCCUUGGGGCUUGGCAUCUCUGAUAAAUCUGGAUUUGUCUCACCCCUUUCUAGCAAAUUCUAUUCAAGCUUUCAAACAUUUGAGAUUACGGCUUGGAGGUUCUUUGCAAAACCGAAUACUAUAUGAUGUUGGCAAUUUGGAGUCUACUUGUCACCCAUUUACCGAGCAGGAGGAUGGGUUGUUUGGAUUUUCAAAGGGAUGCUUAUAUAUGGAUAGAUGGGAUGAGCUAAAUAGGUUUUUCAAUAAGACGGGAGCACUUGUAACCUUUGGCCUGAAUGCAUUGCGAGGGAGGCAGCGGACCGGUAAGCGUGUCUGGAAAGGGAAUUGGGAUUCCAGCAAUGCCUAUGAUUUCAUAAGUUACACUAGCUCCAAGGGCUACCAAAUACACUCAUGGGAAUUUGGAAAUGAGUUGAGUGGUAGGGGGGUUGGUGCAAAGGUUGACGCUGAACAAUAUGGAAAAGAUGUUAUCCAUCUUAAAAAUCUCAUAGACCAAUUGUAUAAGCAUUUCCAACCUCGACCACUUCUCUUAGCACCAGGAGGAUUCUAUGAUAAAGAGUGGUAUGACACGUUCCUUGAGGUGUCAGGGACAGGCACUGUCGAUGCCUUGACUCAUCAUAUAUAUAAUCUUGGUCCAGGAUCUGACCUCAAUCUCGUAAGCAAAAUUUUAAAUCCUCUGCACUUAAAUAAAAUUGCUGAGACAUUCAGUAAUCUUACUCAAACCAUUGAAAUGACUGGUCCUUGGACUUCAGCUUGGGUCGGAGAAUCUGGUGGGGCGUUUAAUAAUGGAGCUCCUGACGUGUCUAACACCUUUGUGAACAGUUUUUGGUACUUGGAUCAGCUUGGGAUGGCAGCCAAGUAUCACACUAAAGUAUAUUGCAGACAGACCUUCAUAGGCGGAAACUAUGGGCUCCUUGACACAAGCACAUUUGUCCCAAAUCCUGAUUAUUAUAGUGCGCUUCUUUGGCAUCGGCUGAUGGGAAAAGAAGUUCUUGAUGUUAGCAGCAAUGCGUCACUAUAUCUGCGCUCUUAUGCCCACUGUACAAGACAUAGAGAAGGUGUGACAUUACUUUUGAUCAAUCUAAGCGACCAAACUCAUUAUGGAGUCACCAUCGAAUCUACUGCAAGCAUCACCUUGCACGUCAAAGAGAAAUCAAAUCACAAGAGUUCUUUCGUGCAUCGUCUUAAGAAAACUAUUGCAUGGCUUGGAAGCAAAUCAUCAGACGUUACAUUAUCACGAGAAGAGUACCAUCUGACACCACAAGAUGGGGACCUUCAAAGCAGAACCAUGCUGUUGAAUGGAAAACCAUUACAACUCACAGAAAAUGGAGAUAUCCCAAGUUUGUCUCCAGUCCUUGUAAACCUUAAGUCUCCAAUAUCAGUUCUCCCCUUGUCCAUCAAAUUCAUAGUACUCCCCUACUUAAGCUCUCCUGGUUGUAGUUAAGGAUUAGGAGAUACUUGUGCCUAAUAGCUAUACUCUGGCACUCUAUCCAUUCUUACUUGUAUAAACUACUAUAAUAAACUGAGUGGCCAAUUUGUUUCUGCAUAUAAGUUCUGGCCAAGAUGAUUGAGAAAGAUUCAACCAAUUUGAAUUGAUCACAUCACAAUAGUAGUAGUGUAAAAGCCAAGUCAGGGGGCAGCUACAGUUAUGUAUUAUAUGGUUAGACUAGACAAACCCCUCUCCCUACUAGUGUUUCCAGCAACAUGUGCCUUGUAAUGUAAGCUGUCUAUAAACUAGCAGAAUCAGAAAUAAUCAGUUUCCUCUUGGUUUA
This is a messenger RNA of Capsicum annuum, 2398 nucleotides long. Its product is annotated as heparanase-like protein 2. The record is from RefSeq and is a predicted model, not a curated record. Lineage: Eukaryota; Viridiplantae; Streptophyta; Magnoliopsida; Solanales; Solanaceae. The transcript is spliced from 10 exons. Gene Ontology annotation, molecular function: beta-glucuronidase activity. The coding region runs from base 451 to 2070 and encodes 539 amino acids. Gene Ontology annotation, cellular component: plant-type cell wall; membrane.